AUGUGUAGAUCGACGGAUUUCGAUCGUUACGUUGAGAAAGAGAGCUUAAAGGUCAAAGCUUUCUACGUCCGGUUCACCGGUUUACCCACCCGAGACUUCUCACCCGACUCUCUCACUCUUCUCUACCCUCCACGGAUCAACGAAGCUGCUUUCGAGCUCGACGGGUCCAAGAUCCGACCCGACUCCCCAGCGUUUGUGACUCUACACAGAGUCGUCAAAGGAGGAGAGGCGAUCUACGGGUGUAGAGAACGGGUCCGGGUCUGGGAAGGGAUCCGGUUCGAGGUGUACAUGAGCGAGGAGAGAGUUGUGAAAGGUAUCUUCAGGAAAGAGGAAGGAGGAGACAAGUGGAAGAUCGAGUGCGAGUGUGAGAUGGAAGAAGGAGCCGCUGAGGUUGUUGUAGCGGCGGAGGGACACGUGGCGACGUCGACGAUGGCGAGGAGACAUAGGCGGAGGAGGAAGCAUAUGAUGUUUGAGUGUUUGGAGGAGAUACCUGAGGAGAGAGAGGAAGGGAGGGAGAGGGAGGAUAGCGUUUGUUUUUGCACGUGCGGGGGCGGUGAAUCGGAGGAUGGGGAGGGAGAGUGGGAGAGUGUGGAGUGGACGGCUGAGAUGGAGUCUGAGGCUGAGGGGAUGGGUUGGGCCGUUGAUGUGGGGAUUUGGGUUAUGUGUUUAGGUGUGGGCUACUUGGUGUCUAAAGCUUCUGCUAAAAGCUUGAGAAGUGGAGGAGGAAGAAGAAGAAGAACAAGAAGUUUCUUUUAA
Eruca vesicaria subsp. sativa (arugula) is the source of this 756-nucleotide messenger RNA. The record is from the annotation of a GenBank genome assembly. NCBI's taxonomy places the organism in Eukaryota, Viridiplantae, Streptophyta, Magnoliopsida, Brassicales, Brassicaceae.